Entamoeba invadens IP1 is the source of this 1119-nucleotide messenger RNA. Its product is annotated as actin, putative. Lineage: Eukaryota; Evosea; Mastigamoebida; Endamoebidae. Bases 1 to 1119 code for a protein of 372 amino acids. The transcript has a single exon. The record is from RefSeq and is a predicted model, not a curated record.
AUGACUGUAGGACCAUCAACAAUUAUUAUUGACUUUGGGGCAUACUCUUCCGUCUUCACUGAUUAUCACAAUGAACUUUUUUCAAUGCCGACAGUUAUAGGCCGUAUGAACCCCAAUAGAAAUGUUCUCUGUGCUCUUGAUUUGCAAACCAAUCGUGGAAUUUGGUUUGGUGACGUUGCACUUUCAAAAAGUUCGAUUCUAGAUAUAACAGUCCCUCUAAAAAGUGGAAUUUUUGCAAACAAAGAUGAUAUUUCUGAACUGAUCAAUCAUAUAUGUUGUCAUGAGAUGUGUAUUUGCCCAGAGAUGAAUAACUUCUUUUUCCCCGAACAUUUAGGUGUUCCACUUUCUCAGAGAAAAUUUGUUUCAGAACUGUUGUUUGAACAAGAAAAGAUCAAUGCUGUGGCUUUUGAUAAGUCGAUUUAUAUGCCAAUCUUUUUGUCUCAAAGUCCCAAUGUUACUGUGAUUGACUCUGGCGAUUCAUGUACGGAAAUUGCGACGUUCUGUGACCAAAAAGGAAACAAGGACUAUGUAAAGAAGCUUGAUAUAGGUGCUCAAGACAUUACUAAGUUUAUAGUGAACGUGAACAAAGAUAAAGUACCCGAUUUGUCCGAUUUUACUGCGUUGAAAAUAGCCCACGACAUUAAACGAGAUAUCUGUGGCUUUGAAGAGAAAGAAGGGAAGUACCAAAAACACAUUCAAGUUGAGUUUGUUCUCCCCGACAACAGUAAAAUUGCAUUUGGCGAUGAGAGACUUCAAGCGCCAGAAAUUCUAUUUGACCCCAAAAUCGCCUCCAAAGAAGGGAAAGGUGUUUCAGACGAAGUGAUUGCCCUUAUCAUGAAAAACAAAGAGGAAGACAGACCGAAGUUAUACAACAAUAUAAUGUUGUGUGGAGGAAAUGCCAAUAUGCACGGAUUGACUCAAAAACUGCAAACAAUGAUUUCUUCUCAUGAGAACGUCACCGCGCACGUUCAUGUGUCUAAAAGUGAACGACCAUAUAACGACAUUUGCGCAGGAGCAAAAGUCUAUUCCCGCCUUUCCACGUUCAAUCUCUUCGUUGAUAAACAGCGAUAUGAAGAGAAUGGGCCAAACGUUGCUUUGUAUUGGUCAAGUGACAUUUAA